CCCAGCAUGGCCUCGGGCGUCAACCUCUUCCAUCUACCUGCAGACCAGCCCAGCAACAACGAAGUCAAGUUCUCUCCCGCUGGUGAUGGGUCUGAAGACGAGGACUAUUCGGCGAGCCUGAGCGCCGUGUUGCGCCAGCGGCGUGCCAGCAGCGUGCGGCGCGGCAGCGUACGACGAUCGCGCAAGGGCUGCGCUCGCCGUACCUCCUCGCCCUUACUACUCGACGAAACACGCCCCCGCCGCCGCUCCUCUGUCUUCACUACCAGCUCUGGAGAUACUGCUAUUUCGAUGGAGGAUCUGCAAACCACAGUGGUGACCCAGGAGCAGAUCUUUGAGAAUAUUCACCUGCACAAGGAAGUGCUUGGCUCCGUGAAACAGCAGCCACUCGGGAUGAGAAGGAAACUCAAGAUCGUGCACCAAGCCAAAACGUAUAUCAAACGCCACGAAGGGCAGCUACAAGAACGACUGGCACAAUCUAAAAGCACCAGGGAUAUAUACGCGCGCUUCAACAUUUUGUUGGCCACUAAAUGGCAACAGCUCAAGCGCGAAGCUGCGAAUACAUCCAACGUGUUGAUUCCAUGGGAGCUGCGUAUUAAAGAAAUAGAAUCUCACUUCGGCUCCGUAGUAGCCUCCUACUUCACAUUCCUGCGUUGGUUGUUCUGGGUAAAUCUAGUCAUCGGUUUCAUUCUGCUCGUCUUCGUUAUUGUGCCAGAGUAUCUAACUGCGCAUCCCCAGCAAGAUGGAGAGCGUAAGACCAUCAUGGAAGAAGAAAGGCGUAACGCGUCCAACCUCCUAAUGCUUUGGGAGUUUGAGGGGAUUCUAAAGGUUUCGCCCAUUUUUUACGGAUACUACAGCAACAUAGAACGACCUGAAUACAGAAUGCCGCUGGCUUAUUUCCUAACAGGCCUGGUUGUGUACAUUUAUAGCUUCGUCGCCAUAUUGAGAAAGAUGGCGGAAAAUUCUAGAAUGUCAAAGUUAUCAGAAAAGGAAGAUGAAUGUAUAUUUUCGUGGAAGCUGUUUACCGGUUGGGACUUUAUGAUUGGCAACGCGGAGACGGCGCACAACCGUAUCGCGUCUGUCAUCCUCGGCUUCAAAGAGGCGUUGCUCGAAGAAGCAGAGAAGAAAAAGGAUUUGAGAAAUUGGCGUAUUAUAUCUCUCCGAGCACUGGUUAAUAUAUGCGUGGUAAUCCUGUUGGCGGUGUCGGCGUACGCUGUGGUGACCGUGGUGACGCGAUCUGACGACGACACCAAGACCAGAGACUGGUGGCGGGAAAAUGAAACGACUGUAGUUGUUACCGUCAUAUCCAUCACUUUCCCGGUGUUCUUUGAAUUGCUCGGAUUUCUCGAACACUAUCAUCCGAGAAAACAGUUGAGAUUGCAGCUAGCAAGAAUAAUGCUCCUUAAUUUACUAAACUUAUAUUCACUGAUAUUUGCAUUAUUCAGUAAAAUUGAUGGCAUGGGCAAAGAACUUAAUGCAUUAAAGCCAACUCUAUGUAUGAACGCGUCAACUAUUCCUGAAAGCGCUUUGAAUAUGACAAACGCUUUGGCUCUGUCAUGUCUGGAAGUUAAUAUAUCUUGCACAAAGUGUAACGUGCCUCUUACCAUCUCCGCAAAUGCAACUUCGAUAAACGCACUGAAUACUAUUAGAUCUGCUAAAGCACACGAGACACAAAUGCAAGCACGCGUUAAAACUACCUUGCCAACGAAGUUGAGCCCAUUCACAACGAACAGCAUUGAAAAUAUAAAAAGGAAAAUUUUAUCACCACAUAAUUUAAUAGAGAAAGAGGGGGAAAUUGAAACAACAACCGAAAAUGUAAUAGAUCUAAUGAGAAAAGAAAUUGAAAAACUAAAUCAAAUGUUUCCAAGCCCAUUGAGCUCCAAUGAUACCAGUUCAGAGACCAGUGACAGUGGUGAGAUUUUUUAUGAUUAUACAGAAGUGACCUCUGCCGAUUCGAGUUUCGAAUUUGAACCUAACACUGUUUCCGAUUAUACCACCGACACAUUUUUAUCAUCUGCACUUGAUUUAGACAAUAUUUACAGUACGGUAAGUAAAGAAAACACAUCAUCAAGUAAUGACUAUACUAGUGUUAGCUCUCCAAGUGAUUCCGAAUCUACAAUGAGCGUGACCUACACAUAUACUUCUCCAAUGUUCAGUUUUAGUUCAAACAAUAUGUCGAGUGUAACAACCGAGAGCACGAUUAUUUCUGGAGAUACAAGCUCUGUGGAAACUGUCAUUGGUCCAGUAACAACUAAUUCGAGUUUGGGUACUGUAACAGAAACGUACACGUAUUAUGACGAUGACUUAACUAUGUCGACAAGAUACCCUGAUGAGUAUACAACUGAGCUCUCAACAUCUUCAAGCGUAAUUUACUGUCCAAGUAUAACAUUUAACUGCACAAUAAGUUGUGGAGGGCAAAACGUUACUCAAGUCGUUUUGAUUACUGACUGUACAAAAGUAGAAAAAAGAUGUUAUGUAAGACAAUGCACGCUGUCAAAACUUCAAGAAAAUAUUACGAUUGAUUAUGUUUAUUUGGAUGAACAUAAAAGAAAGAUGUAUAAUUUAACAAAAGAGACAAAAAAAAAGCUUUUGAAGCUUUGUUGGGAAACAAUGUUUGGACAAGAACUAGUGAAGCUGACUAUGAUGGACUUGGUUUUUGUUUUACUUGGUACAUUAUUUAUGGACUUCUUCAGAGCACUAUUCGUACGAUACAUGAACCGGUGUUGGUGUUGGGACUUGGAAAAACGAUUCCCAGAAUACGGCGAUUUCAAAAUUGCCGAAAAUAUACUACAUUUGAUAAAUAACCAAGGAAUGGUAUGGAUGGGCAUGUUUUUCUCGCCAGGCCUCGUUGUGCUGAAUGUAUCAAAAUUGAUGAUUAUGAUGUAUUUGCGGUCGUGGGCUGUGAUGACUUGUAACGUACCUCACGAAGUUGUUUUCAGAGUAUCGAAAAGUAACAAUUUCUAUUUGGCCCUACUACUUACCAUGUUAUUCCUCUGUGUCUUACCUGUUGGCUACACAAUUGUAUGGGUGAGACCUUCCUGGCAUUGCGGACCAUUCUCUGAGUACGAAAAGAUUUACUAUAUUCUCACGAGUAACAUUAACAAAAUUCUUCCAAGCAGUUUAAAUUUUGCCAUGGGGUACAUUGCUUCACCAGCUAUUGUCAUACCAUUGCUGGUACUUCUUAUUCUCAUCAUCUACUAUUUAACAUCACUAACAAAUUCCCUAAGGGAAGCAAAUAAUGAUCUCAAGAUACAGUUACGCCGAGAAAGAACUGAAGAAAGAAGGAAAAUGUUUCAACUUGCCGACACAAGACGUCGGGGUGGCUCUUCAGCUAUGGACAACACACCCUUUGCACGCUGGAAAAAAGCGUUACCGGCACUUCCGCUUAGCAAAUCCAUUGACUCGGAUGAGCGGAAAGCUGUAGCAGCCGACGAAAGCAGUGAUACACUGAAAAACGUCAAGAAAAAGGGUGGCAUUUUUGCGAAAAUUGUAAGUAUGGCUCUUGAUAAAAAGUCUGAUGGCGCUGUUUCCGAAGUUGACAACGCAAUGUCGCCUUCUCCCAAUCCUUUAGACGAUGAAACAGAUACUGAUUUUCACGAGUCUUUGCCAAGAGAGAUUUUAAAAAUAAAAGACAUUACAAUCUUGAAACGAGGUGAUCGCAAAAGCAGAACUAGUGUCGAUUUCACAAACGACUCAAAAGUGCAAACUUCUGAAGACAGCUUAAAAGUAGCAACUGAUAAAAGAGAGGAAAUUGAUUGUUUUUCAAAAUCUCAAGUUAUCGCCACUGUUACCGAACAGAGCUAUUCUAGCAUCGAUGAUCAUGAGGUGUUUAAAGACAACACAGUGAAAGAAAAGUACUUUGGUGGCAAACAAACAUCCGAGUCUAGCGUGCAAUCGAAGCAGGACUCUAUCGGGUCAAUAAUACCCGUUAUUACUAUAAGUACAACAGAGAGCGACGACGAAAUACUGCAUACUAAGAAAGAAAAAAGUAAAGAGGACAACGUGAACGAACAAAAAAGAAAAGAAAAUUUUAAAGGCGACGUCGAUAAGGACAGUAAAAAGAUACGAUGUAGCUCCGAAUUGAAGUCCCUCCAACGUCAAAGUAGCGUCGACAGCUCUAGUGAACACAAAAUGGUCAAAGAGAAGAAGCCGGAUGACGGACACAAGUUCCAAUACUCUUUGUAA
Messenger RNA from Hyposmocoma kahamanoa, 4182 nucleotides. RefSeq lists its product as uncharacterized. Gene Ontology annotation, molecular function: mechanosensitive monoatomic ion channel activity. The coding region runs from base 7 to 4182 and encodes 1391 amino acids. NCBI's taxonomy places the organism in Eukaryota, Metazoa, Arthropoda, Insecta, Lepidoptera, Cosmopterigidae. Gene Ontology annotation, cellular component: plasma membrane. The transcript is spliced from 12 exons. The record is from RefSeq and is a predicted model, not a curated record.